AUGACCCAGCGGACCCAGAAUGAUACAAAAUCCACCGAGUUGGAGGCUGUUUCUGGAGCACCGCAGCAAUCAAUGAGCAAAGCAAGUUCAGGAGGUGCCGAGGCACCUAUUAAGGAUGGCGUGGCAGACACAUCGUCAUCCUCGCCAUAUGGCACGCGGUCGAGAAAUCGGACUGGCAAUUCUCGGCCCAACUACGCUGAGGACAAGGACAUGGACCUUGACUUUGAUUAUUACCCUCCUAAAAAGGAGGCCGAAUCUAAGAAAUUGACACGACAAAAUAACUCUUCCGCCUCCACACCAUCAGAGGCUCCGCGGGCUAGCGCUGCCUCGCGAAAAUCUGGAACUGACGAGACCAAAGGCGCCGCCUUUCAAAAUGGUACCAAGGAGCAAAACUCAGCUUCUCAAUCUGUGCCAAACUCCGGUGCAAACGGUAGUACCGGCACAUCCCAAUCCUCAUCAAAGAAACGCAAGUCAGCAGCAUUGCAAUCUGGCAAUUCGACCCCGGCUCACUCUACACAAUCGGCGUCUUCUUCCGGUCCCUCCAAGCGAUCGGCAUCACAGACGACAUCGCAAACUCCUUCCACUAAUAUGCUGAGUUUUACCAAUUGUAACGCGAUCACCAAUGGUGGGAAGCUGGUGGCAGAUGAUGGAACGGUUUUGGCUCCAAACGAUCAUGUCUACCUUGUCUGUGAACCUCCUGGCGAACCGUAUUACAUCGGUCGCAUCAUGGAAUUUCUCCAUAUUGAGAAUGAUGCAUCGGGUCCUGUCGAUGCGCUGCGCAUCAACUGGUAUUAUCGGCCCAAAGACAUUGGUCGCCGGAAAAAUUACGAUCUUAUUCCGACGACCUCCAUCAUCAAUGUGCCCGAAAAGGUUAAGAAGGUACUUGAUGAGCGGUGGAAAUUUGUCUUGGUGGAGCAGGGCCGUGGGAAGGAGCUUACUUCGGCGAUGAAGUUGUGCAAGAAGUGCGGAGCUUAUUGUGCAAGUAAUGAUUCGGUCGACUGCUCCGACUGUAAGCUGACCUACCAUAUGAACUGUGUGACACCUCCGGUCACCAAGAAGCCCUCGAGAGGAUUUGGAUGGUCGUGCGCAGCAUGUAGUCGGAAGCACGAGAAGAAGCUUCACGCCCGAAACACUCCAAGUAUCCUUGACAAUGACUUCGAUUUUGACGAUGACGAGUUCAACGAGGAAGAGGAGGUCGCCGCUACCACUCAGACUGGUACUCCAUCGCUACCGGCAGAUGACGAUGCGCACAUUCAAGGAACUCCCGAGCAAAUCUACCAGGCCAGUCUGUGGCCCUAUCGGUAUCUUGGACAGCAUUGCAAGGUAGAGGAUGCCUUGGACUACGACGAUCGUAUCUAUCCUCGCGCAAGCUCGCGUCUUGGCCCGAGGCACCAAGCAACCGUUUUACCUUGGCCCGGCCGGCCCGUGAUCUACGAACCAGUCAUCGAGUUCAAGAGGACAGGGAGGAAGGAUUCCAAGCUGUCCAAGGAGAACCAGGCUGCUCUCGAGGCCCAGAAGAUCCGUCGAGAAACCCGACCAAAAUACAUCCAGGACGAACCACCCGGGUACACCGUACGAGGAGAGGAUCAUGACGAGAAUGAUCCCAAGUGUACCUCUACACUUCUGUGGAAACCACCGUCCCAAGAGACACUCCCCGAUGACGUUCUCAAAGAUUAUACCAAGAAGGCUAUGGCGAUGGCGCCGGCCUUGGGCGUUCCCGAACAUUCCACUAACCUUCAGAAUAUCGCACUGGUCACGCUUUACAGGCACAACUUCGAUGUGGAAAAGGCUCUCGACGACCUCUCGAAGACCGAGGUCGAAGUGUUCAAGGAGCCCAAUUUCACGCCCGCCGAGCAGAAGAAAUUCGAGGAGGCCGUGAUGAAAUAUGGUUCCGAACUUCACAUGAUUACCAAACAUGUCAAGACUCGUAAACAUGGCGAUAUUGUACGACAUUACUACAUCUGGAAGAAGACCGAGCGCGGAAAGCAAAUUUGGGGCGACUACUCGGGUCGGAAAGGAAGGAAGGAAGCUAAGAAGGCCGAGGAAGAAGCCAAUAAGCUCCAGGAAGACCUUGCAGACGACCUAGACGAUUCUGCCUUUGAUUCGGAAAAGGCCAUGCAGAGGAAGAAGAAUUUCAUUUGCAAGUUCUGCUCGACCAAGUCUUCUCGCCAAUGGCGCAGGGCUCCUGUGACCGCUUGCGCCUCGGAAGGAGGCGGCAAGUCAUCCGGCAAGGACAAGAAAGAUCAAUACGUGGCUGCUCUUUGCCGACGCUGUGCCGAGCUGUGGCGUCGCUAUGGUAUUCAGUGGGAGGAUAUCGAAGAGAUGGCCAAGAAGGUCGCGCAAGCCGGUGGCCGUGCCUGGAAGCGCAAGCAAGAUGAGGAGCUCUUGAAGGAAUUGAUCCCCGCCAAGGAUUUGCCUAGCCUUUCACCACCUGCCUCAGAGCCUGGCUCUGCCCAAGUCAACGGAAAUGCAACCAACGGCGCUCAGAAUGGCGAGCCUCCUCGCAAGAAGCUCAAGGGUGCAUCCGAGGAUCGCAGCGGGAAUGAGUCCGGCACGCAUACGAACUCGAAGAGGAAGGAGAAGACCUCCGAGAAGAAUCGUGCGACGCCUCCAGUGGUCAUGCCCGAACCGAGGACACUGCCCUGCGCGAUUUGCAGCCAGUUGGAACCACGGGGCGAUCAACUUCUGACCUGCCGAGAAUGCCGCCUGUCUGUGCAUCGCAAUUGCUAUGGUGUCGUCGACUCCCGCGUUCUCACGAAACCUGGCAAGUGGAUCUGCGAUACGUGUACAAAUGACAGAAGCCCUCAAGUUUCCCUCAAUUAUAAAUGUGUUCUUUGCCCGAUUGAACACACUGAGCAUGACUUUGUGGGUCCGCCUAAAUCUUCCAGCACUCAUAAGAAGAAGUCAGACAAGGACCGAGACCGUGAGAAAGCUGAGCGAGAACAGGCUCAGAAGGCUGCCGAGUACUACCGAAAGAAGCAAGAGGAGGCAAAUAAGCCUGUCAACCCACGUGAACCCCUGAAGCGAACAGCAGACAAUAACUGGGUGCAUGUCACUUGUGCCAUCUGGACACCAGAGGUGAAAUUCGGAUCCGUUCAUGUCGAGUGUGCCAGACAAAACGGCUUUGUUUUGGGCUUCGAUAUUACGCCAAUCAAGGGCUCCCGGCGUGAUCAAUUCCAUAUUGUGACGAUCAAUGGCGAGAGUGGAGUUAUGUCUGCGGCUAUCUGGUGCAAGGAUCACACUCCUAUGAAGACGAUUGUCCAUCCUAUGUACGACAUUGUAGAUGAAAGCGGACUCAACGCCCUGCAGCUUUACGCCCAGAACUUCAAGCAGGCCGACAGGUCAAUCACUGAUACCGUCCGAAAGGCCAAUUUGAUUACGGCGGCCGCAAAGGUUACCGGCAGUUCCACCAAUACGGCGGUUCGGCGGGCAUCUACGACAACUCUCGCUGCUAAUGGCACGUCCAGCCAGCGACAGGCGAACGAACCAGUGCCGACUUCGCAAAGCCUCGGCAGCAAGAUCUGCGUCACAUGCGGAAUCGACGUCAGCCCCAAAUGGUGGCCUGUCAAUGAUGGGACCGGAGAAUCUAUGGCCAAUGGAUAUCAUGACGAACUUAGUGAAGAGGCGAAGAGGUUCAUGGAACAGAGGAAGUUCCAAUGCCACAAGUGCCACAAGACGAACCGGAAGCCGAAGCCGCUUCGAGAAUCUCCUCCACCACCGGAGCAGGUCCAUCUCCCGAUGGUAUCUCAUCACCAGCCCUCGGCCCCCGUUCAAGCCGCGCCGGCUCACCUCCCUGCUCUCGCCAGCCCGCCUCCGCAGCGGCCGGCGGAUCCUCAUCAUCGAUUCCCUUGGACUUCCUCACCGUCACCAGUACCACAUGCCCCUGCACCAAUUGGUCCUCCGAUGGUGGCCUCGCACGUCCAACCAGCCCCACCACCGCCGCCGCCUCCGCCUCAGCAGCAGCAGCAGCAGCAGCAGCAACAACCACCUCCGCCGCCGCCGCCUCCUCAGGCGCCUCCGGCACCUCACAUUAACCAUCUCGCAGGUCCGCCUCCGAUGCCGUCGAUGCAUCAGUACCCACCACCUGCUGCCCCAUACGACGACUGGCAUAGCCAUUCCGCUACCCAGCAUAGCCCUCCCGCUCGCCAUCUCAACGGAGAUCGGCACCAGCGUAGCCCCAUCAUGGGCUUAUCUGCGCUUCGACCCCCUCCCCUCUCGGCGCCACCGCCACCACCGCCCCCGCCCCCUCCUGUCUCUUCGAUCCACCAUGGGAGCCAUAUGAGCCAGCCUCUUGUUAAUGGACUACCGCCUUCACCUCUACGAUCCGGCGGUCCCCAAGUACCGCCUCCGCCUAACCCUUACAUGCACCCUUAUCAUCCCCACCCUGUAGUGCCUCACCAUUUGCCGAAUGGGACACCGCCGCCCCCACCUCCCGCGUCACUCCCACCACGAGGACCGGAUCAUCUUUCGCAGGGCCUUCUCCGCCAAGGGCCCCCAUACGGCCCCACACAUACAAGCCCGCCGUUGCAUUCCAGUCAGCCGGUUGCCAGGGAGAGUGGUCCGUAUGUCAGGGAGUCACCGCCCAUUCUUCCGCCGCCUCCGCAGCGGCCGCCCGAGAAUCGGCCUCCCAGUGGAGCGAGUGCCAGCCCAUCUCUUCGGAACCUCCUUCUGUGA
Scedosporium apiospermum is the source of this 4674-nucleotide messenger RNA. Its product is annotated as putative PHD finger and BAH domain protein (Snt2). Gene Ontology annotation, cellular component: Lid2 complex. The record is from RefSeq and is a predicted model, not a curated record. The coding region runs from base 1 to 4674 and encodes 1557 amino acids. The transcript is spliced from 7 exons. Gene Ontology annotation, biological process: histone catabolic process. NCBI's taxonomy places the organism in Eukaryota, Fungi, Ascomycota, Sordariomycetes, Microascales, Microascaceae. Gene Ontology annotation, molecular function: ubiquitin-protein transferase activity; chromatin binding.